CCACAAGGUUACAGUGUGUCCAUGUCAGGGAUCUAAUCGGAUGUUGUGAGUCCAGGAUACAUUUAACCUUGACUCUGAAAGCAGCAACAUAUCUGCAGUCACAUUCACAAGUUACAAAUUUUGACUGGGAACAGAAUCAGCAGGGGAGUCAUAAUUCAGAAACCCAAGGUAGGACUCAGAUCAAACAAAUAGUAACGACGUAAAGAACGUAGGAAUUUCAAGCCUUAUCAUACGCAUUAGUUUUUUCUCGGUAUUUCGCUUUUUUCUCUCAGUCAGAAAUAACAUGACUAAUUCACCAAUUAAAUGAGUAAAUGAUAUCUGGCGAGGAAAACAACUCUGGGCACAUGACGUCAUACAUGCACUUGCCCCACUUCAUCCAACGCGCUCGGCGAACCGAGAGCUCGUGCUGUUAGACGCCACGCGCCGGACUGAGAGGAGAAGCGCGAGCUUUGUCGCUUCGCAAUACUGGGGUGUGCCCUACCAACUGCAAACAAAAAAAAAGAUGGAAAAUAUAUCCAAGUAUGAUGGAAGAAACACUCUCUGUAACCAUUCACUGGACUAUUAUUCCAACAUUUCAAACAAUCGAACCGACAUAAAUUGCACUGGCCAGACGGGGUACUUUUUUUACCCAGAUAUUUAUAUCCUUUUGCCGGUAAUCUACUCUGUGAUCUGCGCGGUGGGGUUGACUGGCAAUACGGCGGUGAUUUAUGUAAUUCUGAAAGCGCCCAAAAUGAAGACAGUCACCAACAUGUUCAUUCUGAACUUAGCCAUCGCCGACGACCUGUUUACGCUUGUUUUGCCCAUCAACAUCGCCGAGCACUUCCUGCACUACUGGCCCUUCGGCGAGGUCUUGUGCAAAAUCAUCCUAUCCAUCGACCACUAUAACAUCUUCUCCAGCAUCUACUUUCUAACGGUAAUGAGCGUCGAUCGGUACCUGGUGGUCCUGGCGACGGUGCAGUCCAAGCGUAUGCCCCAUCGCACCUACAGGGCGGCCAAAACAGUCAGCAUUUGCGUGUGGACGCUAGUUAUUCUAAUCGUCAUGCCUUUCACAGUUUUCGCAGGCAUUUAUAUUAACCCCGACAACAUGGAUAGGAAAAGUUGCGUCCUGACUUUCCCCAGCCCGGAGAGUUUCUGGUUCAAGGCCAGUCGUAUCUACACCCUCAUUCUUGGCUUUGCCAUCCCAGUGUCCACCAUCUGCAUCCUGUAUACUAUGAUGCUCUACAAAUUGCGAAACAUGCGACUGAACUCCAAUGCCAAAGCCCUAGACAAGGCGAAGAAGAAAGUUACGAUCAUGGUGUUCAUCGUCCUGGCGGUAUGCCUGUUCUGCUGGACCCCGUUCCACCUUAGCACCGUCGUGGCUCUCACCACGGAUAUCAAGACAACCCCACUCGUGAUCGGAAUCUCUUACUUUAUCACCAGUUUGAGCUACGCUAACUCAUGUCUUAACCCGUUUCUGUACGCCUUCUUGGAUGACAGUUUUAGGAAGGCUUUCAAGAAGAUGUUAGAAUGUAGACCCAGCUGAACGCAAAGCACGACUUGACCAUUUUUGGCCUAAUUACUCAUAUAAUUAUCGUAACACCUAUUAUACAAGUACGUUACAGGUGUACGCUGAAGGCAUGUUAAGUUAUUUACAGUACAUUCAAAUAUAACAAUGUCUCCCUCUUGUGUUGUAAGAAGGCAAUUCUAUAACAGAGAGCGGCAUUGAAAAUGUCCAUAAAGUAAGGUAAUGCACUGGCUGAAAACAUUUUAAUGUGUCGUUAAUGUAAAUAGUUUGAACGUGUAAAUUGUUAGAUUUGUGUGUGUGUGUGUGUGUGUCCACGCACACGUGUGUGUGUGUGUUUUUCCACUUAAAGUUAAAUAUAAAUGUCACCAUGUUGUAUGUAUUAUCCAUGUAUUGACAUUAUCAUUUUUGUUUUUCAUCAACUGGGUUUGGGAAAUUUUCAAAGUGUAAAGAAAACCAGUCUACCUUCACUUAAGAAAAAGUUCAUAAUUGUGGACUAUGAAAAGUGGAGAUUAUCCAGUUUGACGUUUGAAUAUUUACCUUUCCUCUUCGAGUAUAGGGGAAACAUAAAGCUUGAAGGCAAAUCUGUAAAGUAUUUUACUUCUAUAAUAUAUUGUCAAUAUAUACACACAGGGAACUGAAAGCACCUGCUAAACUGUGUAUAUUGUCGUUAAUUUUUUUAUACCUGUAAAUAAAUGUGAAAUGAAAAAUAGUUUUGAUUGCUUUAUGUUAUUUGAGAGAAAAAAUAUCUUUGUAUUGUACCCCAAUAAUAGCUUUGUAUUUUCAGUGGAGUGGCCAUCGAGGUGUCAGUAUUAUGGGAUGUUUUAUGAAAGGCACUUUCAAGGCCAUCUUUUAGACAUGUACAACAGUCAGUGUUUGUGUCAGCUCCUGGAAUUCUGCAGCUUAAUUUGCAGCCUUUGGCUAACUACUUGUUUCUAAGUGAUAUACAGCUCGCUACAGCAUUAUAACACAUACCCGUUGAGCAUAACAUUCUUGGGCAUUUUACUUCGCUAGAAUGACACAUGUAUAAUUCCGUGGGUGUAAUAAAUCAGAAGUGAUCUGAGCACAGUAAUCACGGCAUCUGACCUUGCAAUGCUUGGUCAUGUGUCUGGUUCUUAUCACCUACUGCCCUGUCCUUGCUCCUCCAGCAUGUUGUUCAGAAGGACAUACCUGCCACGCCCUGUUUGUCCGAUCCUCCUGUAUGCCACACCCCCUCAUUAACCUUGUGUGUAAUUCCGAUUGUUACCAGCUGUCUCGUGUUAUUUCCGAUUAGUCCUGUGCAUUUCAGUCCGCGUUCAAGUACGUUACCCCAGUCCUGUCAAUGACGUCUCUGGGUGAUUGAAGUCUCGUGUUGCCUUGUAUGCCUCUUCGUCGCCCAAUUAAAGCCCUCUUUCCCCGAUCCUGCGUCUCCUUCGCCUGCUUCCCUAGUCCGUGCCCCGCACGUCACGACAAUACCUGUGCAUUUAAUGAAGAGUGUGUAUGGUGAUAAAUAAGCAAGGGGCCACAUGGGUUGUGAAGCAUUAUUUGUGUGGGUCAAGGUAAAAACUGUCAAACAGCAAUACACAUGAUACAAGACCUAAGUAAGAAGGAAUUACAAGG
Molecule: messenger RNA, 3100 nt
Organism: Brienomyrus brachyistius
Lineage: Eukaryota; Metazoa; Chordata; Actinopteri; Osteoglossiformes; Mormyridae
Product: neuropeptides B/W receptor type 2-like
Exons: 2
Coding region: 503-1522 (339 amino acids)
Biological process (GO): neuropeptide signaling pathway
Cellular component (GO): neuron projection; membrane
Molecular function (GO): neuropeptide receptor activity; neuropeptide binding
Source: RefSeq, a predicted model, not a curated record